AAGCAGAAGUGAAACCUACUCGGACAUGAAAGAAUUUUGUUUUCAGGUUGUUGGGGUACAGGGAAUUUUAACAGAAAUCUAAGUGACUGUGGGGGAGAGGAAAUGAGAUAGAUAAGUAGUUUUACGGUGAGCUGGUGUUUCUGGUUUUAUUGAGAGAAACAUCUUUUGGCCUUUAGACUGUUUCCACUUCUGUGUGUUUCUGUGGUGUGUUGUGCUCUCAGUUGUGCUGAUAAAACUACUUAUGUUGCCCUUCUCUAAAUCAAAGAGGAGAAUCGACCUGUUUUAAAAGAAAACAAAAUUCACUAUGUUAUUACAUGACUGGGGAGAGAGAAGCUGAGCAAUUUUUUUUUUUUUAACUUUUCAAUUUUUACUUCAGACCCAUUUCCCAGGCUGGUUCACAGCUGUGAUAUGCAUGAGUUAUCACUUAAUUAGAAAUCAUAGCAUACUGCAUUCUGAUGAGAACAAGAUUCCAGCUGGAGUAUCCCCUCCUACUUCUGUUACUGCUGAAGACAUCAGUGCUUGGUUUGGCUGGAACAUGGAACUGUGAGGAAUAAAAUAAGAUGGAUUUAGGAGGCAUAACUACUUAAAUUGGAAGAGAAGCUUUAACAGUUCCUGAGAUUUAGGUGCAGUUCCAGGCUGGACAGUUUGAUUAGAUGAUCUUAGAGGCCUUUUCCAGCCAUAAUGAUUCUGUGGUUCUAUUUUUGUAGUCCUCUAGGCUAUAUAGACAUUCAAGUGAGUAACUAACUGGAAAAAUUUAUGAUUCUGAUUUCCUUCAAGUUUUUUAUGAAUAAAAACUUUUGUAUUACGUAUGGAUUUAAUUUUGUUUAAGAAAAAAAAGAGUGUUUUGAAUAUUUUAGCACAUAACAGAAUAUAAUCUUGUAUCUAAAUAUAAUCUCUCUUGAUUGCCUUCACGGUAUCUUCUGUUUGUUUUUCCUGAGAAAAAUUCUCACCUCAGUUCUUUUUUCUUUUUUUUUUUUUUCCUGUUAAAUGACUGAGUAGAAAAGUUUUGGGGAGCAUUUGACAUUUGCAUUACUGUAAUAGUGAGGAGCAUUUUCCUCUGCUUUAUUUCUCUAGAGUACAAGCUUGAGAUCAUGCUUGGCAGCACCACCUGGCACCAAUCUUGUCCUAGUACACAAGAUGCAAGAGAGCAUUGACUUGGUUCUCCUAGCUCUGGGUAUAAUUUUCCUGCCUGGCUAUAAUUGGAGAAUUAUUCUUCAGUUCAGUGAAUGCUGCCAGUCUGGAGAGAAAUACUUCAGUGGCGCAGGCACAUCUGUUGAAGGCAGAAACGAUGAAUACCAGCUUCUUACAUGUUCACCUUGAAUGCAGUUUACCUAGUGAUGCAUAUCAAAAAGUUAAGAGUUGCUGUUCUAUGUCCGAUGAUCCAAUGCUGCUAGAAAUGAGCUUAACGGUAAGAAUGGAAAAUGCCCAACAAGAUUUUGUGGAGCAAAGACAAUACUUACUGGAGAAUCUUUUUGUAGUUUAUGUAGCAAUGGAAAAAACGAAGACCUCAGGUGAUUUCAUGGUGGAUGUGUACGUCUUGCAUUCUGGAAACAACCGUGUGCAUAUACAGGAAAUAAGGCAGUUGGCGCAAAAAAACAGGACACCUGUGAAAUUUGAGCCAGUACUGCUGUCUUCAUCAUCAACGAACUUUACAAAAGUUGCUUCUAUUUCUUGUAAAGCUGCGUUCUGUGAUGAUGCAAGACCUUACUCUAAUGACAAGAGGAACAGCAUAGUGGAGGGCACUACAGCACUACAAGCCUGCCUUUCCUGUCCUGUGAUGGAAGGGUAUUUUGAUAUCGAUCCUUCUGCAACAAUGUUUCAUAUUGAACCACACCAUAAUAUUUCAGGAUUUUGGUCCGUAUGGUUUACAAACAACUUUGAAUUCAGCAUUGAACUGAAUGACGUCUACAUAUCUGGAGAAACAAAGAACAUCUUAAAGAUUCUGAACUUUGCUGAGCCUUUGACCCUAUCUCCAGGCUGUUGGAAUGUAUUUUCUUUGAAACUUGAUGUGAAAAACAAUGUAACAAAUGUGCUUUCUAGUAUUUGUUUGGCCACCAGUGUGGGAGUGGUGAUUGAAAUACCUCUGCAGAUAUUUUCAACUGUGUCCAAGCAGGCAGACCUUCAUUUUGAAGCCAUUGCCCAUUGUGAUAUUCAGUGUUACCUAGGAAAGUCUGAUUCAGCAAAUCUGCUUUGGCAGAGGAGUCUCUCUCUGGAUCGUUCAGCCUGGGAUGUGGAUUCUGAGCUGGCAAGUGAGCUUUAUGAAAGAUGGCAAAAAAUAAGAUGCGGGGAAGCCUGCAGCAGGAGAAGCAUUCCAGGAUCAACUCGCUUGAUUCACCAGAAGCAGCCUGAAGAGGAGGUGUCGUUUGCCUUUUUCUUGCCGCGGUUGACUGCAGAGCCCAGCCUUACGCUCAGCUUCAAUGCCACAGCAGUUAAAAGUAGCGUGGUAAAGUAUUUCAUACUGAGAAAUCCUUCAUCCUUUCCAGUUGCACUGCAGCUUCUGCCGCUCUCUUACUACCCUGAUCCCCAAGCUUCACUGAGUCUGCUCAGCAAAUGGUUUGGCAUAAAUAUUCAAGCUAUUAAUUUCACCACUACUGAGUUCAAGCUCAUGGAUGAAUAUUCUCACAGGAAUGUACACCAAGAGGAUCUCAUCAGCAAGAAACACAGUUCUGAGCUGCUUCAGUUAAAUUUACGACCACUGGAAACCAGGAAAGUUGGUGUAAUUUUUACACCAGUUGACUACAAAAGAGUGGCAUCCAUUAUUUUGAUCAGAAACAACUUGACUGUUCUGGAUGUGGUCAAUGUAGAAGGCUAUGGAGCCAGAGAAUUACUUAAAGUAGGGGGAAGACUGCCAGGUGCAGGAGGAUCUCUUAGAUUCAAGGUUCCAGAAGCUACGCUGAUGGACUGCAGACGACAACUGAAAGACAGCAAGCAAAUUCUGUCCAUCACGAAGAACUUCAAAGUAGAGAAUAUUGGGCCUCUUCCCAUAACAAUUUCAUCAAUGAAAAUCAAUGGUUACAGUUGCCAAGGAUAUGGAUUUGAGGUGUUAGACUGUCAGGAAUUUUUUCUGGCUCAGAACUCAUCACGGGAGAUCAGCAUCGUAUUCACUCCAGAUUUUACGUCUUCGUGGGUAAUCCGGGAGCUUACACUGGUGACUGCUGCUGAUCUAGAGUUUCACUUCACACUUAAUGUGACUCUUCCUCACCAUUUGUUACCUCUCUGCGCAGACGUGGUGCCAGGACCCAGCUGGGAGGAGUCUUUCUGGAGGCUCACUGUCCUCUUUGUAAGCUUGUCCCUACUAGGUGUGAUUCUGAUAGCCUUCCAGCAAGCUCAGUAUAUUUUAACAGAGUUCAUGAAAUCAAGACAGAGACCAAAUCCUAGUUCUUCAUUGCAGCAGAACGACAACUCUGUUGAUGUCAUCAGCUCUGAUUCUUACAAGGGCAGCUGUAAGACAUUCAUGGAUUCCUAUAGUUCCUCAGAUAAAGGUAAAGGGAAGGGCUUCCUGUCUGUAGGCACUACUUCUAGCAGAAGUCAAAAUGCUGCAAAGAGAAGUCCUGCGACCUACAGCCACUCUCAGAAGAAACACAAAUGUUCAGUUUACUACAGUAAGCAAAAACCAAAUGCAGCAGCUGGCAGUGCCAUUGCAACUACUGAUGAGAAACAAAAUCAGAUUGUGGAGAACCAAAUCUCAGCACCAAAAGAGGACAUUUGCGCUGAUGUUGUCAGUGAGAACUGGGUAACUCUAAAAUAUGCAAAUGGCAUAAAUGUUAACAAGAAUUUAACUCUUCCAGAAAACUUUCUGGGUAAAGAAGAAAGUGCACUGAACAAUACAGUUCUCAUUAAAAGUAGCUCUUCAGAAUGCAAUCUGAAGGAAGAUCUUCAAACAUUUAUGUUUCCUAAGGAAACUAACCUUAAAGCUUCUGAAAAUCUAUCUGAGCUCAAGGAACAGGAGUUCUGUCCUGUGAAGAUGUCUAAGAAGCUACCUGAAAGUCACUUGUCAAGAAGUUCACCUCAGCAACAGCCAGAACUGCAAGAAAUUUCUAGGAAGAAUAGCGGGAAUAACCAGCAAGUGCUUCUCAGGAAUGAAACAGAAAACUGUGAGACCUUAAAAAAGCAGAUCAACAUAAAGCCUUCCACUGAGAAAAAGAUAUUAAAAGGGCGUAAAGAAGAGGAGAUUGCUUCUUUUGAGCAAGAAGAUGCAUUUAGGAAGAAGAAACCUCAAGAGAAAAAGGAAGGAAAUGUACCAAAUACGAAUUGGAAUAGAAACAGAACAUCUCGGAAAAAUAAGAAGAAGAAUGUUAACAUACAUACAAGGGUCCCCGAGCAGAGUGAGUUGAAGCAUCUGUGCAGUGAAUAUGAAAGACUGGACGUGAGAGCGAAUAUUGGAAUAAGAGCUUGGUGUCCUCAGGGUGAUGGGGAAAAUUGUAAAGCAGACCAAAAACCUGGGAGCUUGUCUGUACAGGGAGAAACAGAAAGGUUUUAUCAACGGUCCAAAAAGAAGUGUUUGGAGAAGUUUUGUUCUGAUUCAAGCUCAGACUGCGGAAGUUCAUCAGGAAGUGUUCGUGCCAGUCGUGGGAGCUGGGGUAGCUGGAGCAGUACCAGCAGUUCUGAUGGAGAUAAAAAGCCCAUGAUUACUGCCAGGCAUUUUCUUCCAUCCCGGGAGAAUAUUUCACAAAACGAUUUUCCAUCUGAAACUCCUAUCACUUUAAAUCUGUCUCAUAACAUCUGCAAUACCAGCAGAGACUUGAAUAGCAUUCCUCAGUAUCCUGAUACCUUGUGUCCCAAUUUCACUGAUAUAGCUGCAGAUCCUGAAAAGAAUAAAGGUCUUUAUCCAGGAGGAGACUUGUGGCCUCCCCAGCCCAUCUGCCUGACAAACUACAAUCUUGAGAAUAAUCUGCCAUGCAUGAUCCAAGAAACACCCUCAAUCCACAACAGCUUCAUUGACUGGAAUGCAACUUGUGACAGCCAGUUUUCCAACAUGUAUUGUCCAUUAGAGAUGAAUGAAUAUGGUGCUAUUCCAGAAGAAAAUAUGAACUACUCCAGUGGCUUCCCGGGCACAGCUGCGAUGCAGAACACAGCCUUCAUUGACCAGAGCUGCCCCUCCACCUGGAAUGCACCGCAGAACAUGCCGCCUACCUGGGAGCCCGCCAGUUAUGUCAGCUCCACACCUUACCUCUCGAGCACCCGAAGCUUGUCUCCAAUGUCUGGACUUUUUGGUUCCAUCUGGGCACCGCAGAGUGAUGCCUAUGAAAGCUGCUGCCCUGUCAGUGCCACGACCCAGCACUCAACCCAUGUCGAGAACCAAGCUGUUAUGUGUAAGCAGGAAUACUAUCCGAGGUUUAACCCAUUCCGUGCCUACAUGAACUUGGACAUAUGGACUACAGCAGCAGCCAACCGAAAUCCAAAUUUCCCACUUUCGAGGGACUCGGGUUACUGUGGAAAUGUGUGAAAGGAAUUUGAUUUAAAAAUGUGAAUAAAGAUGCUUGCAAUUUUGAUUACUAGAGUAAGCUGGUUGUUGAAUAGAUUACAAUGUUGGUGGAUAUUUUGGCACUUUUAUAUUGAAAAUAAAUUUUUUUUACUGAA
Lagopus muta (rock ptarmigan) is the source of this 5580-nucleotide messenger RNA. It is a transcript of the gene TMEM131L, whose product is annotated as transmembrane 131 like. The record is from RefSeq and is a predicted model, not a curated record. Gene Ontology annotation, cellular component: membrane. Lineage: Eukaryota; Metazoa; Chordata; Aves; Galliformes; Phasianidae. Bases 1289 to 5446 code for a protein of 1385 amino acids. The transcript is spliced from 29 exons.